AUGCAUCCCAUCUUCCAAAGCCUCCUCUGCUACAUCUACCCCAUCACUCCACCUCAGAAGCACCGAACUGCUCCCCUCAAACUCCUCUGUCUAGGCCUCUCCCGCUCAGGAACAGACUCCCUCCGCCAAGCCCUCCUGCAGCUAGACUACAAGAAAAUCUACCACGGCUACGUCUGGCUGGCACAACCCGCCGAUGCCUCGCAAUGGAUUCACCUCGCCCACCUCCAAAUCACUCACCAACCCAUCUCCGCCAGCGAAUUCGACUCAGUCCUAGGAGACUGCGAUGCAAUCACCGACAUCCCUCCCGCAGGAUUUGCACCCGAAUUAUUAGAUGCAUACCCCGAUGCCAAGGUGAUUGUGAAUUAUCGAGAGGAUGUAGACGCCUGGGCGGAGAGUUGUGAGAAUACGAUUGAACGCAUUACCUCUCCCAAGGAUUGGUCGGGAUGGUGGCAGUAUUUCCAAUCUUUCUUUGAGGCGCGAUUGUUCUGGUCGUAUAGGACGUAUUGGUGGGUUUGGAGCCGAUUCUCUGCGGGAGAUUUUCCACGACAUGGGAAGGAAUGGUACCGGGAGCAUUAUAGGAAUCUGGAGGAGAAGUUGAAAAGGGACGGGAGGAAGUAUUUGAAGUGGAGAGUCCAAGACGGCUGGGCCCCGCUUUGCGAGUUCUUGGGGAAGGAAAUUCCAAGCGGGGAGUUUCCGAACGGGAAUGUCCCUGCCAAUUUCUUUGAGAAGGUUAUGGAGGAAAAGGAAGAGAGGUGGAGGCAAGCGAGGAGGAAUAUGGUGUUGUUCGGCACAGUGGUUGUUGCGCUUGUUGGUGGGCUGUGGAGUUGGGUGUAUCAAUCGCUGUGA
This is a messenger RNA of Lecanosticta acicola, 846 nucleotides long. NCBI's taxonomy places the organism in Eukaryota, Fungi, Ascomycota, Dothideomycetes, Mycosphaerellales, Mycosphaerellaceae. The record is from the annotation of a GenBank genome assembly.